CACGAUUGCAUGCAUUUUUACGAGUCUACUGCGCGCGCGCGGUCAGUCGGGCAAUUUUGUAAUACGCUGCGAUAAGUUCAUGAUUAUGGCGCAAUCGCUGAAGGCUAACGUGGAUUUGGGUCCGCAUCAGUACGACAUAACUCCAGAGUCUGCUCAUAGCGCAGUCUUGCUACUGAAGUCCGAGGAGCCGGAGAUAUUACGUAAUACUCUUCUAGCAAUCGCACAGUUUGCUAAACAAGACAAGAGAAAUAAGGAACCGUCAAAUUGCCAACUUCUGUUAGACUUGGACGCGAUACAGUAUAUCUUGCCGCAUAUCGGUCAUAACGAGUUGAGUAUACGGAGAUGUGCGCUCAAAAACUUGGCUCUACUCUGCCAUUUGCCACGUGGCCGUGAACAGGUGCUGGAGGAUCCAGAGAGUUUGAGAAGAAUCGUUUCUUUGUUUUGUACGAUGGAAGAUAUUUUCAUAUUGGAAUUUGCAUCUCUGAUUUUGUCGGAAGUGACAAAAGAGCUAAAUGGCUGCGAGCAGUUGCUCGCUGCUAAUAUUUUAAGCGUUAUAUUCAACAGAAUGAAAAAUUGCCCUGACCCUGACGUCCAGAUGAAUAGUUUACAGAUAAUCAGCAACCUAACAGCGGAUCCAGCGCGUGCAUCAGUAAUAGCCCAGGACCCACAGUUCAGUUGGCCGUCCAUCCUCUCGCUCUUACCGAACAAGUAUGUCGCCAUACAACAGGCAGCCAUUGCUACAGUAGAGCAACUCGUGUCAAGAUACCAGGACCCGGUGAUCCAGAAAUCGUUUAGAGACUCCACUGGAGUGCUUGAUCUUUGUAGUUCGAUAUGUCUACAGGAAGGUUUCUACGUGCAGAAGCGUCUCGAUGACUACUUCCCGACGAUAGCGAAGAUCCACGAAACAACCAUACCCCCUUCCCACUGGCAACCGGUGUACGUUGUCAUGUUCAAUCCCGUGGACUGCCAGCCUCUCUCCGCGGUCGAUAUAAUUCGCAACCCGCAUAAGGUAUCAACGUCGAACAUUAAACUGAUAACAUCGGCGUCAGUGUUUCUGCCCAAGGUCGAGGAUGUCAACCUGCGCACCUAUCUACUAAAGCUGAAGAUGUGGUUUGGAGAUCCAACACAAUCAAUGCUUGACCUUGGAGCUGAAGACUCAAUAUAUGAUGUCAGAUACCGCGAGAUGUGCACAGAAGUAUCGUCAGCUCUGAAGGAGCGCGCGCAGCUGCUGGCUGAGUACGUAUGCGAAGUAAUGAGUGGUCGAUCACAGAACAGAGAUUGCUCCGUGUCCGGUGUUAACUUGCACUUAGCCGAUUUGAUGACGUAUUUGAACACGCCCGUAUUGGGCCUGGGCUGGAUUCAAGUGGGGGGCGCACUCGAGCGAGCGCUGCUGUACAAGGUAUUGGCUGACCGCAUCGGUCUGCCCUGCUCGUUCUACAGAGCGGCCGGCGCUCACGCUUGGUGUGAAGUCGCUGUACCUGAUUUGCCUAUUAAGCAGCUAGAAGAAGAAGAAGACAAUAUUCCCCUAUACCCAUCAGGUUUGCUUCGAGUGAAUUAUGUAGUAGACCUCACAUUACAGCAAGGCAAGCUGUUCCCAGUGGGCAGCGUGGAGGCCCGAAGGAUAUGCGGCCCGAAAGGUGCGCCGUUGUACGUCGCACGACGCCCGCGUAACUGUAACUGUUUGUCUAAGAAUUCCAAACUCAGUGUCAAAGACAAAUAAUGCACAUCCAGUUUCUUCACCUAUUCCAACAUGAUAGCCCAAUUGAGUAGGAUAAAUGAAUUCAUUUUUCCUUUUUGUAUCUUUCUUUCUAAGUGAUUUAAUUUGUAUAUAUGUGGGUAUCUAUUUUAUUAAUAUUGUAUUUUCUGUCAACCUUAGUUCGACAAUAAAAGCUAGUCUCAUAUUGGGUGGUUUCACUAUGUACCAUUGAAAUAAUGUUAUGGUUUAAGUAAAAAGUGCGUGUUGCUAUGACGAUUAAUAGUGCAAAGGAUAUGAGCAGCAAUAAAAAUAUAAGAAUUUAACGUGCAUCUGCAUCGGUCUACACCGAUGGUCAACAUACAUCACACGUUUGAAAGCGUGGUUUAUGAUCAAUGACAUCAAACUAGCCUAACAAUCUAAAUAAGUACUUAUUAAUUAUUAAUUUAUUAUUGACGUUUGCUAUCAUAAUAAACCGGAACAGAAAUCAAUGUAUAAUAUUGAAAAGCUGGUAGAAGAACAUCUUUCGUCCAAAAAGUCUGUCUUUGCAAAGAUAUUUCGAUCGUGUAAAUAACAAGAAAAUACAAUAUUAAUAGAUACUCACAUACCUAUAUAUCAGUUCUGAAAUGUUUAGUUUUAUUGUUUUAUUGUUUAGAGUUUGUGUUUCGUAUUAUUAUGUACUUUUUGUUAUACUUUUGUU
This is a messenger RNA of Hyposmocoma kahamanoa, 2393 nucleotides long. RefSeq lists its product as uncharacterized. The coding region runs from base 80 to 1720 and encodes 546 amino acids. The record is from RefSeq and is a predicted model, not a curated record. Lineage: Eukaryota; Metazoa; Arthropoda; Insecta; Lepidoptera; Cosmopterigidae. The transcript is spliced from 11 exons.